AUUCUCCCUUUUUCACCAUCUUUCUCGCAUUCAUAUAAUGCAUGUAAUGUAAUAAUUUUUAAUUUAAAGCCCUAACCCCCAUUGUCUCCCUUCUUCAUGGUUUUUGUUUUUCUUUAAUGGAGGACAAGGAAGAACGGGAACAAAAAUGUCUGAUAAAUGAACUAUUACAAGGAAGAGAGCUAGCUAUGCAACUCCAAGCCCAUUUAAACCUUCCUUCUUGUAAUGAAACUCGUGAAUUGUUAUUACAAAAGAUCCAAGCUUCUUAUGACAAGGCACUUUCAUUGCUCAACUACAAAGCAAUCGGUACGUCGGACACGAUCGAUCCGCAGCCGCAAAGUCUCCCCGUUCGUGACGAUGCCGCCGUGCAAAGGUAUAGCGUAAAAAAAACACAUACGUACUUAUUAUUUCACGCGGUAUACGUUAAUUAUGUGUAUUCCUGUGCGUGUAGAAAAAGUCUGGCGAGAUGGACGCACCAAGUCCGAGUAAGGCCUGGUACUGCAACGGAAGGAAAUCUUGAUGAUGGCUUUAGUUGGAGGAAAUAUGGACAAAAAGACAUUUUGGGAGCAAAAUAUCCGAGAGGAUAUUACAGGUGUACCCAUCGGAAUGUUCAAGGUUGCUUGGCGACCAAGCAAGUUCAAAGAUCAGAUGACGACCCGACGAUCUUCGACGUUGCUUACCGUGGAAGGCACACUUGUAGCAACAACAAUCAAGAACAAGGAACCAGUACCAUAGAGCCAUACCAACAGCAACAGCAUAUUGGUAACCAAACAUACCCUUUGCUCCCUAAUUACCUUUCGUUGAACAGAAAGGUCGAAAACGAUGUCGGCGACGGUAAUCUUGAGACGGGAAAUCUUUCGCCUACGUCAUCGUGUCCGAAUCCGAUGGGGGUGAUGAACAAUGGUAGUACUAGUGUUGCCAUUGAGUCUGAGUUUACUGAGAUUAUUCGAGCUGCUACUUCGGCGAUGAACGCUCCUACUGUCGGGUUGGAUUUCCCGUUCGGUAAUGCUGAAUUGGAUCCGAAUUUCACAUUUGAUGACCAUGGUUUCUUUUCCUAAUUCUAAAUCUCUGUUGCUUAUCUAAUUUCUCUAAUUUCAUGUUAUAGUUUUCUCUGAUUUAAAAUUAUCGAAAAAUACUUUGUUGGUGAUAUGUAAGUGAAUAAUUUACUUAUCAAAACAAGUAAUUAAAUA
Molecule: messenger RNA, 1187 nt
Organism: Gossypium raimondii (Peruvian cotton)
Lineage: Eukaryota; Viridiplantae; Streptophyta; Magnoliopsida; Malvales; Malvaceae
Product: probable WRKY transcription factor 30
Exons: 2
Coding region: 117-1055 (312 amino acids)
Biological process (GO): regulation of DNA-templated transcription
Cellular component (GO): nucleus
Molecular function (GO): transcription cis-regulatory region binding; DNA-binding transcription factor activity
Source: RefSeq, a predicted model, not a curated record